Molecule: messenger RNA, 519 nt
Organism: Hansenula ciferrii
Lineage: Eukaryota; Fungi; Ascomycota; Saccharomycetes; Phaffomycetales; Wickerhamomycetaceae
Product: DUF3237 domain-containing protein
Exons: 1
Coding region: 1-519 (172 amino acids)
Source: RefSeq, a predicted model, not a curated record
AUGUCUGAUCCAUCAUCAUCUGCUACUUUCAAACCAGCUUUCUUCAUCCAUCUCGAAGCCGAAGAACCAGAACAAAUCUAUAACAAUGAAGCUGGUUCAUUGACCUUAGUUAAAGUCAAAGGUGGUUACACCAAGACUUUAGAUCCAGCUUAUCCAUUUGAUACUGAAGUUACAUUCGGUAUUGAUAACUUAACUACAUCAACUGCAAGAGAUGGUUCAAUUCAAAACUUAGAUUGUCAAUUAUACUUAAAAUCAAAAGUUAAUGGUGGUGGUAUUCAUUUCACUUAUUCAGGUGUUGUUCAACAAAAUGAAAAAUCUUUAGCUGUUAUUACAAACCAAUCUAAAGAUUUAUCAUUUACUGAUACUUAUUUAACAAAUCAUCCAAAAGCUGUUUUAAGUAAAGAAAAUAAAGAAGAAUCUUGGAUUACUGGUAAAAAUUUAUUAGGUAAAGGUAGAUUUAUUAGAAAUGAAAAUGGUACAUUAUGUGUUGAAUACAAUGUCUUUGUUUUGGAACACUGA